AAAGACCAACGAAGGAGAGAAAAAGUUAAAACCCUCUCUACAAAAAAAGAACGAAAAACCCUAACUCUCACGCGCCCCACGCGCCACUUAUUCUUCACGCCUGCUCGCCCCUUCUCUCCACAGCUCAGUAACGCUUCCGCCAUCGCUGCCUCCACCGCCGGUGCGGCCGCAGCCUCCUUCCCACUGAGCUUGCACUGCUUUACACUUCUUCUUGUUACUGAUAACAUUUGAACGUGACUUGAAUAGAGACGCUGGACAUCUUUUCAACUUUUCAUUAGAAAGUAUUCAACAAAAUUCUAAUGGUGAAGCAAUUAGUUCGUAAGCGAGAAGUCAGUGAGGCCGAGGAACUCGAAGUUUUCACAGAGCAAUCAAACUAUGAAAAUUUGUUAAUGCAAUUACAAUCGCGUCAUAAGGAUGUUGCUGCUUCAUGUAUGAAAAGACAAAGACAAGAAGAAGGAAAAAGUGACACAGAGGAUGACGAGGAUAACUGUUCUGAAUCUUCUAGUGCAUUGGAGGAGGAGGAGGAAGAGGAAGAGGAAGAAGAAGAAGUGACUGAUGAUGAGUCCCGUAGAAGUCCAUCUUCGGGAAACAGUAUGUAUGAGCCAGUGCUAAAUGUUGAAACUGAAGAUGAUGCUGACAGCUCCGACACUGAUCAGGAGAAUGAACUUGAAUUUGGUUCUCACAGUGGCCCUUCUACGUCUGAUAUAACUAGUUCCUUUAACAAACACAUGGAACACAAGUUAUCUGAAGGGGAGGUUGAGAAUUUCCUUAAAAUGAAAUGGAAGUAUACAUGGGCGGUUCCUGCAGUAGGAAUGCCAAACUGCAAGUGGUCAGGUACCGGAGAGUGCUUUUUAAAGGAACUGGACAUGAAACCUAGUAGUUACGACCUUAAGUUAAGGUUAUAUGAGCACUGGUUGGAUACGUACAAGUCAUCUAGAGGCACAGACUUCCAUUCAUCGAGACAGAGAUUUUUCUUUUCCCUUUGCAACAGCUACCGGGAUAUACUAUACUGCAACAAGAAACCCUUUUAUUUGAAAGGUCUUGAAGAAGACUCAAGUAUCAUGGAUUCAUAUAUUAUGCAUUCUUUGAAUCAUGUUUUCAAAGCUAGAGACCUCAUAGCAAAGAAUGAUUCUAAAGUAGCCAAGCAUCAAGACUGUGCUGAGAUUCUUAGUGGAGAGAAAUUUCUUGAUCAUGGAUUUACUCGUCCAAAGGUUCUGAUUUUAUUGCCCCUUGCAAGCAUUGCGUUUCGUGUAAUUAAAAGGCUUGUGCAUCUUACGCCGUCGGCAAACAAGGUUACAGUGGAGUAUCUUGACCGUCUAUUCAAAGAUUUUGGAAAUGGAGAUGAUGGGAAGAAUCAAGACAUGGUUGAAUUAUCUCUUAAUGACCAGAGUUCCAGCUCUCAAAAAUCCUCGAAACCUUCUGACUUUCAAGCACUCUUUGGUGGGAAUAAUGAGGAUCUCUUUAUGAUCGGUAUCAAGUUCACCAGGAAGAGCAUUAAGUUGUUCAGUGAUUUCUAUUCAUCGGACAUCAUUGUUGCUUCUCCCCUUGGUCUGAUAACCAAACUUGGGGAAAUAGAGAAGAACAAGGAGAAAGAUGUCGAUUAUCUUUCUUCCAUUGAGGUUCUAAUCAUUGAUCAUGCAGAUAUUAUAGCAAUGCAGAACUGGUCCCAUGUGAAUACUGUUAUUGAACACAUGAAUAAGAUACCAUCGAAGCAGCAUGGAACUGAUGUGAUGCGGAUAAGGCAGUGGUAUCUUGAUGGACAUGCGAGGUUCUAUAGGCAGUCAGUAGUUUUGGGUUUCCACUCAAACCCAGAUAUAAAUGGGUUCUUCGUUCGCUACUGCAACAACUUUGAAGGAAAGGUGAAGUUGUUAUGUGAGUACAAAGGCGUUCUUCCAAAAGUUGUGCUCCAAGUCCGUCAGGUGUACGAGAGAUUUGAUUCAGACUCUAUAGCUGAUGUUGAUGAUGCUCGUCUUGAGUAUUUCUCCAAGAAGGUGUUUCCAAAGAUAAACGAGUCUAGUCAGGGUGGAGUCAUGCUCUUCAUUAGUUCUUACUUUGAGUUUGUCCGAGUUCGAAACUUUUUGAAGGCACAGAACGCUUCAUUCUGUCUCCUUGGGGAGUAUACAAAGCAAAGUGAUAUCUCAAGAGCACGAAAUUGGUUUUUUGAGGGAAAGCGGAAGAUCAUGUUAUACACAGAGAGAGCUCAUUUUUAUCACAGAUAUAAGAUUCGUGGCAUACAAAACUUAAUAAUGUAUUCCCCUCCAGAGAGGAAAGAGUUUUACCCUGAGAUUGUAAAUAUGCUUGAUGAAUCCCAGAGUAUGACGUGCAGAGUUCUAUUUUCUCCUUUUGAUCAACUCCCGCUGGAGAGAAUUGUUGGAACUGUGCCAGCAAAAAAGAUGACAACAUCAGAGAAAAAGGUUUUCAUAUUUUGCUGAACUCCAUUUUUAGCUGCCAUCAAGCUUGCUGAAGGACAGGAAUAACCCAUGUGAUGAUCUCGAUGCAAAAGUAAAGAUGCUUUGUUCCUCAACUUCAGACUCUCUUUAUGCCUUACGGUGAAGAGUCAGUUUUGAUUAUGCGUCGGCCUUCAAUUUUUGCUUUACGUUACUGAUUUUUUUCUUCAUCUUGAUCUUUGGUAUUUAAUUGUUUUGAUUGUUAUUUAUAGGUAGUAUGUGUUCAAGAUUUUCUUUAUGUUCAUUGUAGAAAUUGAGGAAGACUAUGAUUCCAAUUAACUGAAUCAUAUUUUGUAACAACUAAUAUUUAGAAGUAAUAUUCUAAUGAGCAAUUUUUUUUUUUAAAAAGAUAAUAGAGAUUUUCGUAGUUCA
Molecule: messenger RNA, 2819 nt
Organism: Cucumis sativus (cucumber)
Lineage: Eukaryota; Viridiplantae; Streptophyta; Magnoliopsida; Cucurbitales; Cucurbitaceae
Product: U3 small nucleolar RNA-associated protein 25
Exons: 25
Coding region: 300-2432 (710 amino acids)
Biological process (GO): maturation of SSU-rRNA from tricistronic rRNA transcript (SSU-rRNA, 5.8S rRNA, LSU-rRNA)
Cellular component (GO): small-subunit processome; nucleolus
Molecular function (GO): rRNA binding; U3 snoRNA binding
Source: RefSeq, a predicted model, not a curated record